AGGUCAUUUGAGUUCACAGCACCAUAAUAUGGUCUUACUUCCUUUAUGAUGGAUUUUAAGUGAAGGCCUGGGAUUCUUGCAAUAGUUUGUUUAUUUGUUAUUAUUGUUGAUAUUUUAUAGAGUUUAUUGAUAUUCAGACUGUGCAAUAAUAUUUCUUUGGUGUUCUCUUGAAAUCAAGAUAUUAUAUAAAACAUGUCUGAUACAAUUUGUGUUCAUAUGGACAGCAGAAGACUGGCAUGUUUUAAAAGUUGCAUAUAAUUAGUGAAAAUAAUUGUUUGUCUGCAUCAGAAAAACAUUGACAUACUUUGACAAAACAAGUUAGGACAUAAAAUUUAAUUCUAAUGGUUCAUGAGGAAAGUGGUGAAAACAAAAUAUUGGUCAUGGAUAGUGCCAUGGAUGAACGUAUGUUAUCAAACCGUGGACAUUGGCUAAGACAGGAACAGGAGUACCAUUUACAAGCCAUGCGUCUCAAACGUCAGCUGUCUAAAGUUCGCCAUGACCCAGGAAUGGUUUACAGGCAGCUAGCAGGAGCAGCUGACCAUAUUGAAAUCAUGGCUGAUGCCCUGCAGCAACAGCAAGAGGUAGCAGCCAUGCAAAACAGAAUACCAAUGACCUUCCGAGAACCUAGCAAUGCUCCGCUUAGAAAACUCAGUGUAGAUCUGAUAAAGACCUACAAACACAUAAAUGAAGUAUACUAUGCAAAGAAGAAGCGAAGAGCACAGGGCCAUGGAGAUGAAAGUAGCACAAAAAAGGGGAAAGUAAACGUGCAUAUUUAUAAUGAUGGUUAUGAUGAUGCUAAUCACGAUUAUAUAGUCAAUCCGGGAGAAAAAUGGAUGGACAGAUAUGAAAUUGAUUCUUUAAUAGGCAAAGGAUCUUUUGGUCAGGUUGUAAAAGCCUUUGACCAUGGAGACCAAGAGCAAGUGGCAAUCAAGAUUAUAAAGAACAAAAAACCUUUCCUGAACCAGGCCCAAAUAGAAGUCAAAUUGUUAGAGUUGAUGAAUAAACAUGAUAAAGAAAAUAAGUACUAUAUAGUAAAAUUGAAGAGACAUUUCAUGUUUAGGAACCAUUUAUGUUUAGUGUUUGAACUUCUAUCAUAUAACUUGUAUGAUUUAUUACGGAACACAAACUUUAGAGGUGUUUCAUUAAAUUUGACUCGUAAAUUUGCUCAACAAUUGUGUACAGCUUUGCUGUUUCUAGCGACGCCUGAACUAAAUAUUAUUCACUGUGACUUGAAACCAGAGAAUAUACUUCUGUGUAAUCCUAAACGUAGUGCAAUCAAGAUAGUGGAUUUUGGAAGUUCUUGUCAAUUAGGUCAAAGGAUUUAUCAGUAUAUACAGAGCAGAUUUUACAGAUCACCUGAAGUGUUACUAGGCAUUCCAUAUGAUUUAGCUAUAGAUAUGUGGUCAUUAGGUUGUAUAUUGGUAGAAAUGCAUACAGGAGAACCAUUGUUUGCUGGCUCCAAUGAGUUUGACCAGAUGAUGAAAAUAGUAGAGGUAUUAGGCAUGCCACCAAAAAAUAUUCUAGAUCAAGCUCCGAAAGCAAGAAAGUAUUUUGAUGUACAACCAGAUGGGACCUAUGUAUGUAAAAAACCUAAAGAUGGCAAAAAGUAUAAACAUCCUGGAACAAGGAAACUCCAUGAUAUUAUUGGUGCUGAUUCAGGUGGCCCAGGAGGGAGACGGGCAGGAGAACCGGGUCAUACUGUGGCAGACUAUUUAAAAUUCAAAGAUCUCAUUUUACGAAUGUUAGAAUAUGAUCCAAAGACACGGAUAACACCAUAUUAUUCACUCCAACAUAAUUUUUUCAAGAAGACCACAGAUGAAAGUACUAACACGCCAAAUUCUGCAUCAAACAGUCCUGCGAUAGAACAGCAGGGUGUUUCUAGUCCUACAGUGAGUUCAUCAUCAAGUGGUAGAGCCAGGUCUGAUCCAACACAUCAGCAUCGCUCGCAUUUGCAUGUGCAUUCACAUUCUGCUCACCAUGGUCAUGGCGUGCAAUAUACAACAAUGGAAUGUGAAAGUCCACAAUCAGCAUCAGGACAGUCUCGAUCACAACCUCCCAAUUAUCAACAACAGACGAGCUGGAAUGAGCGGGAUCAACAAAGUGGGAGACAUAUAACUCAUCAUCAUCAGACAAGACUAUCUCCGCCGUCUUUAUCAGGGGCGCCUUCAUCUCUUGUGCCACGAACAGUUCCAGAACAAAAUGUAUCUUAUACUGAGGGAUAUGUACAAGGUUCUUAUCCAGGGGGAAUUCCACCUGUAGACUUCAGGCCAAAUCCAGCAUCAAUAGACUCCUCACAAGUAUCAUCAGUUAAUAUGCAUGUGGCCGCGGGCUAUCCCUCACAGUUUGGACAGUAUCAGCAGCCGACAUGGACUGCAGGGGGAUUCCCCUUUUCAUUGUCAAGUAGUGCUAAUGCUAGCUUAACAGGCCAUGAAACGAACAAUCAACAUGUACGGACAGCUGCAGAAAGGGGAGAUGACUCCCCUAUGGUUGGAGUUUGUGUACAACAAAGUCCAGUAGCAAGUCAUUGAUAGUAACUUAAAAUUAGGAUUUACAAAUUAUUUCAACCAGUGGAGCCAAGCUUUGUGUGAAUACCUGUGUUCAGAUGCGCUUUCACUAAAGAAGGGAUCCGUUCACCGCAAAUAAAUGUGCAUACAUGUACGUGUUUGUGUUUCGUUGUGAAAGUAAUGAAUGGAGCGUCUUAUUGUUCAUUGGUUAAUCUGAUUAGAGGGUGUUGUCUGAGUGUGAAAGAGAUUGGUUGCUGGAAUGGCUCACACUGAGAACACUUGUAUGUUCCUUCAUCAUAGGGAACUUUGUCAUUUUGGUUUCAGUACUAUUGAGCAGUUGCUAAGACAUCUUCAAUCCAUUGUAAAGCAGAUAAAUAUCUGUUAUUUUGUGAGAUGUCUUAUAUGGUUCACCUCACCCCUCAACUGUGUGAACCUGAGAGCUUGUGCUAGCCAAGUGAAGGCAAGAAAGAAUAGAGAAGAGGUUCAUGGGUGCAGUAGUUCCUUAUUUUGUGAAAGUUAUGGAUUUGUAUGCUAUAGAAGUAUGUCAGAUUGGAAUGUGUUACUUUCGAACUAGGAAUUUUGUCCUUCUGGUAACAAAUAAAUAUCCACAAAAUAUUCAAGUAUCAAACACUAGGAAAAGUUUUGUUCAUACAUUUGAAAUCUAUGCAAGAUCAUUAAUGUGCAAGCUUUAUAAUCAUUAAAUAGAAAGGAAAAUAAGUUUUAAGUGCUAUCAUAAUAAAUUAGGUUAUUAUUUUUUUGGUUUAAAAACUAUGCAAGAAAUAGGUAUAGUGGACAUACAUUGUAAACAAGUCAUUUAAAAAAACUAGAAUGUAAAUACAUGAUAAACAAUAUAUGAAGCAAAUUAUGCAUGGCCACCCAAAAUAAGUGUUUGGUUAAUCAGUUGUUUCAAUUUUUGAAAGAGACGUGGUUGUGAAUCUUUUUUGGGGGAAAAUUGCAAAAGCAGUAAGGCUUGUUCCAGAAAAAAAGUAUGCUAAGAACGUCACAGCAAAAGUUUCUAAAGCCCCACCACCAUGAAUUUUUCAUCAUAUACUAAUUGCCAAAAUUUGAUUCAACCACCCAUAAAAAUUGACCUGCAUGUAAUUUACCUUCUAAGAUAACAUUUAAUAGAAUAACUAAAAAGUCUUACUAAGAUCAAGUGUAUUUUGAUUGACCGAACUACAGAGUUAAUAAUUUCAUCAGUUUUUUGUAGGUACUAAUGUUUUGUCAAAUCUAUAUGUAACACUCCUUUCUGUAACACACCAUAUAAAAAGUGUAUUUUAAUAAGACCAGAAGUUUUAUUUUGCAGAGAAAAAUCUUUGAACUACUGUACUAGAUCAGAUUGUUGUUACUAUAAUGUAGAGUCAUAUGGGAGAUCUUGGUAUAUAUAAAUUGUUGGGCAAUCGAUAGAGAAUUUAUUGUGUAAAUAUAUUGUUGAUUGGAGUUAAGCCCCUUAUGGUGUUAAACACUAGAGGGAGUGAUGUUUUAUUGUAGACUGUGUACAGAGUAUGUAAUUGUUAUUUAUUGAAUGAACGAUGUGAGAAAUUUUUAACCAUUCAUCUACCUUAUAUUUUAACAAAUGUUUUUAGUUUCCCCAGGUGAAAAUUAUGGUUAAGAAUUUUUAAAGUUGGUUUUAAUACACAUUUUUACUUAAUUUUUUUUUUGGACAACAUAUGGGGCUCUGCUUAUAUUAAACUUGUCAGAAGGGUUUCUGUUAUUUUAUGUAGAGAGAUUAAUAUAGUCAGGGAAAUUGUUUUUUUGUAGACAAAAGUUUGUGUCUUCAAAUAGAAAUGUGUUUUGAUUUAAAUACAGAAAUUUAAAUGUUUUGGAUUGAGUUUUGAAUUUAAAUUUCAUGUGUAUUGCUGUUUGAUGCUCAUUUUAUCAUUUAGAACAAAAAUAGGGCAGUUGAUAGCAUUCCAAAACCAACCUUUUAAAGAAUCUCAUAAUACUUUUAGGUUGAUUUGUAAUACAUUUAUUAAAAUCUAUUUUGAAAUAACAAAAAUUUACAAAUUCCAAAUUUUUAACGAAAUAAAUAUUUUAUGAUCUUUAUAGUGUUUGAUUAUUUUUAGGUUUUGUUUGUGUUUUCUCAAAUUAUUAUAAUUAUAAUUGUACAUUUAUUUUAACAUUUCACUUAAAUCUGUUCUGAAGAAUUGAAACAUUUAAUCCUGUACUAUCAGUUUCAGUAUUGUAAAAAAAAGACUUUAUAUGAGGAUUCAUGUAUUUAUGAUUAAGGCCUUGAAAAAAAAAUAUUCAUUUUUCUUAUGCAUGUUUAUGAAUAUUAACUUUAAAAACAUGCAGUCGGAUAGAAAUUUAAAAAAAAAAACUACUGUAACAAAUAUCAUCAUUUAUCCUGAAAGAAAUAAGACAGAUAGAAUUUUAAUUCGUCCAGUAAAAAGUAAUCCAUAAGACAAAUAGAAUUCAGAAGAAUUUAAUUGGUAAAAGUAAUUUGAAAAAUAGAAAUUUUCAAAUUUAAAAGUAUAUUUUUCCUUAAUCGUGUUAAUUAGAGAUGCUGAGCUGAGGAACAGAACAUUUAAUUUGAAUGACUUUUGAGAGUCUAAAUUGCAUUAUGACAGUAUUAUAGUAAAAACCUAUAAUAAAUUAAUAACAUUGGUAAGGUUUGUUGUUUUCACUUUCUGAUAUGGACAACUAUUACAGGAAUUUAUGUUUUUAACUUUAUAUGAUAUAUAUGAAUGAAUAACAAAUCGUUGAAAAGUAAUAGGACCUCUAAUUUUGGAGAACUUGUUCUUUUCUAUUUCUCUCAUUGACAUUUGCAAAUAUAAAAUGCAGAGUAGUUCAUUUAUGUUUUCAUAAAAGUUUCCUUCCAUAGAAGCAAAGAAAGUUAAUCAUAUUAGGGUAUUUCUAUUCCUUUGAAUAAUGUUGGUGUGGUGAAAUUCUCUCCACUAACUGACGAUUGAAUUAAGAAUAGAGAGAAUUGAAGAAAUUUAAAAAAAGAAAUGUUUUAUUUUGUAUUGACUAGGGUAUCCUUGUCAGUAUUAAAGAUUGUACACUACCUAACCAGACAUGGCAGGUUUUUAUGUAAUUCUGGUGAUUGUUUUUGUCACCAGCAAGGAUUUUUAAAAAUUGUGCAUUAAAUGCCAAAAAGGGAGAUAAUUGCAUAAAUGUUAUUGUUAAUAAUAGCAAAUGUCAUUAUAAUGUAAAAAAAAAUCACUGAUCAUUAAAUGUCACUGUAAAAUUGAAA
Messenger RNA from Mytilus californianus (California mussel), 5700 nucleotides. RefSeq names its product dual specificity tyrosine-phosphorylation-regulated kinase 1A-like. The coding region runs from base 342 to 2528 and encodes 728 amino acids. Gene Ontology annotation, biological process: peptidyl-serine phosphorylation; peptidyl-threonine phosphorylation; protein autophosphorylation. The transcript has 9 exons. NCBI's taxonomy places the organism in Eukaryota, Metazoa, Mollusca, Bivalvia, Mytilida, Mytilidae. The record is from RefSeq and is a predicted model, not a curated record. Gene Ontology annotation, cellular component: nucleus. Gene Ontology annotation, molecular function: transcription coactivator activity; protein serine/threonine/tyrosine kinase activity; ATP binding.